This is a messenger RNA of Dicrocoelium dendriticum, 1665 nucleotides long. Lineage: Eukaryota; Metazoa; Platyhelminthes; Trematoda; Plagiorchiida; Dicrocoeliidae. The record is from the annotation of a GenBank genome assembly.
GUUCACACACUCCCGAGGAUACUGUCUCACGUUUUACUGAAAAUUUAUGUCUUCCUCCGUGGUAAAUCGACUUUCACUGUUACGGAAUUUCCAAUCUCGGUCACUCCAGUUUCCUGAACUCAAAGAAGAUAGUGUCGAUCCCAGCCUAACUUUUCAGCACAUAGUAGAAAAGGAACAGUUUAUGUCAUGCACCCCGGUCAUCACUACACGUGUGACAUCUCUAUCAUCUGCCCUAACAUGUGGUUACCAUAACUUUCACGUGUGGAUUCCACCAGCACCCACUUCUGGCUCUCGCAGUCGCGGUUGUUCCUACCGAGUUACUAACCUUGACAAAUUUCCAAAGUUGUUUGUUCAAAGGGGACGCCGCUGGCCUUUGUCACUUUCACUCCAUCCCAGUUUAACACCCUAUGAAUUUCGUGUUCGCGUGACUCCGCGAUUUGUCGAUGAUGAACGAUCUAUUCAUCCGGUCGAGAGUUGCAACAAGCACUCAACACAAUCCGAUGGUUUGAAAGGCAGAUCUUUGAUUGCGGUACUUAGCCCCCGUGCUGAAUACGUGAUGGGGUCUACCCUCUCCGAUGUCCCUGCUGAACAAAUCAGCGUAGUAUUCCCCCUCAACGUGCUCGAGCUUGUGCACCGCUCCGAACGAAAGCCGCUGCAAGACUCGAGCCAAUCCACUUUACUUCCUCAAGUCGAAUAUACUGUACAAUGUCGGAUCAAUUGUUUCAACAGUUGUUUCGGGUUGAAUCAAUUCGGCGAAGUGGAUUUGGUGUUAACACUGGAAAGGCGAGAGAGCACAGACUCUCAAUCUCCGUACAUCAUACUUGGCCUGCAGAAGGUCCGCAUCCGUUGUUGCUCCUGCCCCUCUCGUGAUUCCCGAGUAUCACUUCCGUCGGUAUUGACAGAACAUGCUUCCCACAAAUCGUCACCUGCCGACGAUGCUCGCAGUUCCCUGGCUCGUCGCAGCUCGCGACGGCUUUCACUUAAUGUUCCCCCACGAUUGGAGAACCAUAAAAGCCCCACUAACACCGGCAGCUGUCAAGAAGUCACGAUCGAUGGGGAGAACUACAAGCUUCUACUGUUGACAGACCAAGAGCAAUGGGAACAUUUCCGAUUCGCUCGCAAUAUUUUCGUGAGUACCAGCAGCUCCGUCAAACCGUACCUUGCGAGACGCCCGAAACGAGUGGCCAGGAUGUUCGAUCGUCUGGAACGUUGCGUCAGUAAAAGGCUUCGAUCCGAGGUGUUGACGUGCUCCCAAGAUAGCAGUUGUUCUUCCAACUCUUCCAGCCAGUCUUCACAAGCGGACAAGGCCAUUCAAACAGAUCCGUUGGAUCUUCCGGUCGGCUUCCUUCCCGGUGGUCGUGAAAACCGAUUUCCUUGCUGAAGCACCGCAUUUUACGACGUUUCCUCUCCGUCCUUUCCACUCCUAGUCAAGCCCGGUGGCUGUAAUCUUUCUUUUAUUGCGCCUUUCCCAUAUUUUAUAUACUUUUUAACUUUUAUACAUAGUAUUGCCUGAGACACUGUCUGUUUUCCCACUAUAGUUGGCUGGUGGUUUGAUCGAGCCUGUCUGUUAAUUCACCUGAUGGGAACUCCCGUCUGCUGGACCGCUACUGUUCGUCACUUAUCGGGUGGACAUUGUGAAUGGCAACUGUACUCCUUGUGCACGAA